This is a messenger RNA of Gambusia affinis (western mosquitofish), 3999 nucleotides long. It is a transcript of the gene gabrb2a, whose product is annotated as gamma-aminobutyric acid type A receptor subunit beta2a. The transcript is spliced from 15 exons. Gene Ontology annotation, cellular component: membrane; neuron projection; GABA-A receptor complex. Gene Ontology annotation, biological process: signal transduction; monoatomic ion transmembrane transport; nervous system process. Gene Ontology annotation, molecular function: GABA-A receptor activity; extracellular ligand-gated monoatomic ion channel activity; neurotransmitter receptor activity. The coding region runs from base 245 to 2377 and encodes 710 amino acids. The record is from RefSeq and is a predicted model, not a curated record. Lineage: Eukaryota; Metazoa; Chordata; Actinopteri; Cyprinodontiformes; Poeciliidae.
UUGAAUUGAGGUGUUUAUUUCUUAUUUAAAUGAUGCUGUAAUUUACUCUCAGCAGUUAUAAAGAAAAUCCGCAGUUUGUCUAAAAAUGGAGUGGAUUUACUAAUCUGUUAAUUAGAUUACUGUUCUCGUCUCACUGCCUACUGUUCUUAAGCGGACGCUGUAGCAGCACAGAAAAGAAAACUUCUCUUACACAUUUUUUAUUGUUGGUUAAAUUUCAGAAAAAAACUGAUAACGGUUUCUGAAGAUGGCUGCUGCCCCUUUAUCUGUGGCUGCUCUAAUCUGCUUGAUUAGUGUAGCUAAAGCACAAGGAGGUGAAAAAGUAUACUCAGACAACAUCACUCGCAUUUUGGAUAGACUUUUGGAUGGUUAUGACAACAGACUUCGACCCGGUUCAGGAGGUGGUAUUACAGAGGUGAAAACAGACAUCUUUGUUACCAGUUUUGGGCCUGUUUCAGAUGUUGAGAUGGAAUUCACCAUGGACAUGUUCUUCCGUCAGAUGUGGGUCGAUGAGCGGCUGAAGUUUGAGGGCCCUAUAGAAAUCUUACGUCUUAACAACCGCAUGGUGGACAAGAUUUGGACACCAGACGCUUUUUUUAGAAAUUCAAAGAAGUCCAUUUCCCAUAAUAUGACCACACCCAACAAGCUCUUCCGUAUAAUGCAGAAUGGGACUGUCCUCUACACCAUGAGACUAACAAUCAGUGCAGAGUGUCCAAUGAACCUCAUGGAUUUCCCCAUGGAUGGCCACGCCUGUCCUCUCAGGUUUGGGAGCUAUGCGUACACCAACAGUGAAAUUAUUUUCACCUGGAGGAAAGGAUUAGCAGGGUCUGUCGAGUGUCCCAAAGAGUCAAUAAGUCUUCUGCAGUACGAUCUGAUUGGACAGAUCUUGUCCAGUGAGAUAAUGAGGUUAAACACAGGUCACUAUUCUGUGCAGGUGGUCCAUUUCCUUCUCCAGAGAAAGCUCGGCUACUACCUCAUACAGACCUACAUCCCCCUAAUCAUGGUAGUCGUGCUGUCGCAGGAUAUUAAGGAUCCGAGCAAUAUGCCUCUGGUGAAGGAAACAGUGGACAGGCUGAUGAAAGGAUACGACAUUCGGUUGAGGCCGGAUUUUGGAGGUGCUCCUGUGGCGGUGGGGAUGAACAUUGACAUUGCAAGCAUAGAUAUGGUAUCUGAAGUAAAUAUGGACUACACUUUGACCAUGUACUUCCAACAAGCGUGGCGGGACAAGCGCCUCUCAUACUCAGAGAUCGCCUACAACCUCACACUGGACAACCGGGUGGCUGACCAGCUCUGGGUCCCUGACACCUACUUCCUCAAUGACAAGAAGUCCUUUGUUCACGGUGUUACGGUCAAGAACAGGAUGAUCCGUCUCCACCCCGAUGGGACGGUGCUUUACGGGCUCCGCAUCACUACGACCGCUGCCUGCAUGAUGGACCUGCGCCGCUACCCUCUGGAUGAGCAAAACUGCACUCUGGAGAUAGAAAGCUACGGAUACACCACAGAUGACAUUGAGUUUUACUGGCGAGGUGGGGACGGCGCCGUGUCUGGGGUCGACAGGAUAGAGCUGCCGCAGUUCUCCAUUGUUGACUACAAGCUCAUCUCCAAGAACGUCGUCUUCUCGACAGGUUCUUACCCCCGCCUGUCUCUCAGCUUCAAACUGAAGAGGAACAUCGGUUACUUCAUCCUGCAGACAUACAUGCCUUCCAUCCUGAUUACCAUCCUCUCCUGGGUCUCCUUCUGGAUCAACUAUGAUGCAUCUGCUGCCAGAGUGGCCCUGGGAAUCACUACGGUGCUGACCAUGACAACCAUCAACACUCACCUGCGGGAGACGCUCCCCAAGAUCCCCUACGUGAAGGCCAUCGACAUGUACCUGAUGGGCUGCUUUGUGUUCGUCUUCCUGGCUCUACUGGAGUACGCUUUCGUCAACUACAUCUUCUUCGGCCAGGGUCCCCAGAGACAGAAGAAGGCGGCUGAGAAAGCGGCCACGGCCAACAACGAGAAGCUGAGGCCCGACCCCAAUAAGAUGACCCCCGAUGACAACAUCCUGUUCAGCGCCAUGGAGAUGAAGAAUGAGAUGGGCGGUGCCGGGGAUCUGUCCCGGGGCCUGGGAGCUCCCACGGAUCCCCGCAACACCAUGCUGGCCUACGACAGCUCCACGCUGCAGUACCGCAGGGCGGCCAUGGCCCGGCAAAACUAUGGCCACAGUGCCUUGGAGCGCCACGCCCAGAAGAAGUCCCGCCUACGGAGACGGGCCUCGCAGCUCAAGGUGAACAUCCCAGACUUGUCCGACGUGAACUCUAUCGAUAAGUGGUCCAGGAUGAUCUUCCCCACCGUCUUCUCCUUCUUCAACGUGGUCUACUGGCUCUACUACGUCCAUUAAACCCCGGAGAGCCAGGAGGCCGGCUUCCCGCCAGACGACUGACGAAGACGAAUUAGCGUGAAAAAAUCAAGAAAGAUGAAUAAUUUGCGUGAGAGAGAGAGAAUGCGAGAUGAAAACCGUGUGCUGACUUUUUUAGAGCUGGUUUGUUUCAGACGACGUGAGGAGAACACAGAGACUUUUUUGCAGCAGCACCCACUUCAGUCAGCAGUGACUCUUUUAGGAUUUGGGAAACAUCUUCAAGUGACUGACGAGCACUCGAAUAAAAGAAGAGUGAAAAAAAAACAAAAAGAGAGACAGAAAAGGUGCCUGUUCCAGAAUUUCAAUAUAUCACUAAUAUUUGUCAUUCGUAGCUUACUAUCUCUCUGUGGAUCAAAAUAUUUAUGCUUGUGUUUGCAUAUACUUUAAGGAUUUCUUUUGUUUAGUAUCUAUUUACUUCGUAGCCGAGCUGUCUGCAUCCAGGAAAAGCUUUAUAAAUGAUUUAAAAGGAGGUCAUCCUUGAUAGUCUAUUUUCCUAUAUUUACUGUAUAUCAGAAACAUCCUUUUUAAAAAAAAAAAUAAAGCAUGCUUAUUUUUGGUUUUGCUUUCAUCUCAACUAUGAUGAGGAAUGACAGUAUUUUAUUUGUACUAGUUGAAGGUUUCUUGCAGUUAACUUAGCACAGGCCACCUGAAUUGCAACAGGUGAACAGCAGGGGGCGGUCUUACCUCUGGAGCUUGAAUGAUCAAAGAAAGAGCAGAUCUGGGGAAGUUGAUGCUUUUGCUGAGGUUUCUUUUACUUUAUCUGUGCUGACAGAUUCCCUUCCAUUUAUCUCUGAAGAUUAAUUUUCCUUUCCAAAUACGUUUAACUGAGUGAUUUAUUUUAUUUUUUCCUCCAUCGUGCAGAGAAUGGCUUUAAUUUAACGCGAGCUGGCGUGAAGUACUUUCCCAAUGGAGCGAGCUUCAUCGCUACAUAAAUAUGGCAAUCCACAACCAUCGUUACGAGUAGGAACUGAAUGAUAGGAGUAAGAUGCAUUUCAUUGUGAUUAGGUUUCUGUUUCCAGAAAAAGAAAAUAAUUAUUAAAAAAUACUGUAGAUAACAUAUUUAAUGAAAAAGAUUAUUCAUUUUUAUAAAUCAAUACUCACUUUAUUGUGUAAAUAUUAUGAAUUUAUUCUAUUUAAAUGGGUCUUUGUUGUUGUUUUCUGCAGUUGAAUUACAGCUCAAAUGUUCCAUUUAGUCAAAAAGAAAAAGAAAGGAAAAAAAAAAUCUCAGCUUAAGAAGAAAUAAAACACAAUUCACAACUUUGCUGACUAUACUUUUGGGACUUUUCUCUCUUUCUCUCUCUGUCUCUUGUUUUUUUUUUUCUCUUUUCUUUUUAAUGGACUCUGAAAGCAUCUACUUGCUGAAACUAAAGCACUUCCAGACACCACUGACUUUUGGGUCAAUGUCUCACGCUCUUGAAACAACAUAACCAGGAUCCCUCCCCCUUACUAUCCAGGCAUUGAAGUCAGGCAUAUUUUGUACAAAGUUUCUGUAAAUUCUAAUUGUAAUAUUUCAUAAUGACUGUAAAUAUCUUGUGUAAUAACUGUCGGCAAUUACGAAGAUGUAUCUAAAUUGAAUUAAAACUCAGUUAAGUCUAUCACUUCAA